Macrosteles quadrilineatus (aster leafhopper) is the source of this 3682-nucleotide messenger RNA. Its product is annotated as DNA polymerase delta catalytic subunit-like. Gene Ontology annotation, molecular function: DNA binding; 3'-5'-DNA exonuclease activity; nucleotide binding. The record is from RefSeq and is a predicted model, not a curated record. The transcript has 23 exons. Gene Ontology annotation, biological process: DNA-templated DNA replication; DNA replication proofreading; nucleotide-excision repair, DNA gap filling. The coding region runs from base 267 to 3611 and encodes 1114 amino acids. Gene Ontology annotation, cellular component: delta DNA polymerase complex. NCBI's taxonomy places the organism in Eukaryota, Metazoa, Arthropoda, Insecta, Hemiptera, Cicadellidae.
GAAGGUGAACUAAGUAAUUCAGGGUUUGGUUUUGUUUUUAGCUUAGCUUUAAUGUUAAUCCGUCUUAUUUAGGGGUUUACUGAGAAUGUUUGUCACAAUCUUAAUAAAGUUUAUGUUGAAGUGAAUUUUUUUUGUUAACUUUAGGCCUAUUUAUACUUUUGUGUUUAUUACCUACUGCGCCACAGCCUAUGCAAACCAUAAGGUGUUUUCGAAUUUUAAGCGUAACAUCAGUAUAAUAUUCCCAAGUUGUAUUUUAUCUUACUAAAAUGGAUUUGAAGAGAAAAAAUGGCCCACAAACCAAGAAGAACAACCCCAACCAAAAGAAAUUCAGAGCUAAUGUCGAUGAUGAUGAAGAUUUUCCAUCUGGUUUUGAGGAAGAACUUGCUAUCAUGGAUCAGAUGGAAUUGGAGGGAGCUGAAAGUGAACCUCAGGAAUCAUCUGAACAGGGACCUGACACCCAGCUGACUAGUGUAAAGUGGAGUCGUCCUCCUCCUCCAAAACUGAACCCUGCGUCGGACAAACUGGUGUUCCAGCAGAUUGAUAUUGAUUACUACAUUGUGGAUCAAAAGACUUGGUCCAGGAUACAAAGCAGUCCCCUCAAAGGGAUGCCAGGCUCCCAGGUAGCUCCGGUUCCCAUCAUGAGAAUCUACGGAGUCACAGAAGGAGGUAACUCUGUAUGUUGUCACGUCCACGGCUUUUCACCCUACUUGUUUGUUGCCGCUCCGCCAGAAUUUACGGAGAGCCAUUGUAAACCAUUUAAGACUGCGUUGAAUAAGGCUGUGAUGACAGAUAUGAGAGGCAACAGAGACAAUGUCCAAGAGGCAGUGUUGGGAGUGGAACUGGUUCACAAGAUCAAUCUAUUUGGUUACCAUGGAGACGAGCCAUCGCCGUUCCUCAAGAUCACAGUGGCACUGCCUCGGCUGAUUGCUGCCUGUAAGCGACUUUUGGACAAGGAAACUGUUUAUCCCACCUUUCAGAACCAUCGCUACCAAGCCUUCGAGUCUAAUAUUGAUUUUGACAUUAGGUUUAUGGUAGACAACCACAUCACAGGUUGUUGCUGGGUGGAGCUGCCUGCGGCCCAGUGGAGACUGCGGGGUUGUCACCCCCACUCCAACCUGUCCCUGCCCCCCGUGUCUCGCUGUCAGCUGGAGGUGGACAUCUCGUACGAGCAGCUGGUCGCACACGCCCCGGAGGGAGAGUGGGGCAAGGUGGCGCCCUUCCGCAUACUCAGCUUUGACAUUGAGUGUGCCGGUCGCAAAGGUAUAUUUCCGGAGCCCAAUCAUGAUCCGGUGAUCCAGAUCGCUAACAUGGUGAUUCGCCAGGGGGAGCCCGAGCCUUUUAUCCGAAACGUCUUCACUCUGGAUACUUGUGCAGCCAUUGUUGGUUGUCAAGUGCUCAGUUACGACCGUGAAGUGGAAAUGCUGGAGAAAUGGGCUGAGUUUGUUCGAGAAGUGGAUCCUGAUUUGUUCACCGGAUAUAACAUCAACAACUUUGACUUCACCUACCUCAUCAACCGAGCAAAACAUCUCAAUGCUAAGAACUUUACCUUUCUGGGAAGAAUCAAAGACAUUAGAUCCGCUAUCAAAGAGCAGAUUCUUCAGAGCAAGCAGAUGGGGCGCCGAGAGAACAAGCAUAUCAAUUGUGAAGGAAGAGUCAUAUUUGAUCUACUUUUGUGUUUGCUGAGAGACUACAAACUCCGGUCAUAUACUCUCAACGCUGUCAGUUACCACUUCCUACAGGAGCAGAAGGAAGAUGUUCACCACAACAUCAUUUCCGACUUGCAGAACGGAACCCCUCAGACCCGUAGAAGACUGGCCGUGUACUGUCUCAAGGACGCCUACCUUCCUCUGCGACUGCUGGACAAGCUCAUGUGUAUCAUCAACUACAUGGAGAUGUCUCGUGUGACCGGAGUCUCUCUCACUAGUCUGCUCACCAGAGGGCAGCAGAUCAAAGUGGUCUCUCAGCUGCUGCGGAAGUCCAAGGAGAAGGGUUACUUGAUGCCAGCUUACCAAGGAGGUGUUCAGGAGGAACAGUUUGAAGGGGCCACUGUGAUCGAGCCCAAGAAGGGCUACUAUGCCGAGCCAGUGGCUACGCUGGAUUUCAGCUCUCUGUACCCGAGUAUCAUGAUGGCUCACAACCUCUGCUACACCACUCUGCUGCAGAGCAACAGCAAGGACAAGUACAAUUUGACACCCGACCAGUAUUCCAAAACACCAUCAAACAAUCUCUUUGUGAAGAGUUCAGUGAGAAAAGGACUACUUCCAGAGAUUUUGGAAAACCUACUCAGCGCCAGAAAGAAAGCAAAGACUGAUUUGAAAAACGAGACAGAUGAGUUUAAGAAGAAAGUGUUGGAUGGACGUCAACUGGCGCUCAAAAUAAGCGCCAACUCUGUGUAUGGCUUCACUGGCGCACAAGUAGGCAAACUUCCUUGUUUGGAGAUAUCUGGGAGUGUAACGGCGUACGGACGUACAAUGAUAGAGCAAACAAAGCAGGAAGUGGAACACAAGUAUUGCGUCAAGAAUGGAUACGAACAUGAUGCAGUUGUAAUAUAUGGAGACACAGACUCGGUGAUGGUAAAGUUCGGCGUGAAGACGUUGGAAGAAGCGAUGAAGUUGGGGCAAGAAGCAGCGGAGUAUGUGUCCUCCAAGUUCAUCAAGCCCAUCAAACUGGAGUUUGAGAAGGUGUACUUCCCGUACCUGUUGAUAAACAAGAAGCGCUACGCAGGUCUGUACUUCACUCGCACGGACACGUAUGACAAGAUGGACUGUAAGGGUCUGGAGACAGUCAGGAGAGACAACUCCCCUCUCGUCUCCAACAUGAUCAACAUGUGUCUGCAGAAACUGCUUAUUGAAAGGAACCCUGAUGGCGCAGUGGCGUACGCCAAACAGGUGAUCAGUGAUUUGCUCUGUAACCGUAUAGACAUUUCUCAACUGGUCAUCACCAAAGAGCUCACCAAGCAAGACAAGGAUUACACAGCCAAGCAAGCUCAUGUCGAGCUGGCCAACAAGAUGAGAAAGAGAGACCCAGGUAAUGCCCCCAAGCUGGGUGACCGAGUGCCUUACGUCAUCGUAGCGGCCAGCAAAGGCACCCCGGCCUACCAGAAGGCUGAGGAUCCAAUUUAUGUAUUAGAAAACAACAUUCCCAUAGACUGUACCUACUACUUGGAGAACCAACUGUCCAAACCUCUACUGAGGAUCUUUUCACCCAUUCUUGGUGAUAAGGCUGAAUCUAUAUUACUCCGUGGAGACCACACUCGCACCAAGGCGGUGGUGACUUCACGUGUUGGAGCUCUCUCUGCCUUCACCACCAAGAAGCAGACGUGUCUGGGAUGCAAGGCAGUUCUGCCAACUGCACAAGAGAACCAGCCUCUGUGUCAGCAUUGCCAACCCGACCAGGCCCGACUGUACAUGCAGGAGCUGACCAAAUUGCAAGAAAUAGAAAAUCGAUUCUGUCGGCUUUGGACGGAAUGCCAACGGUGCCAAGGCAGCUUGCACGAAGAGGUUCUUUGUACAAGCCGUGAUUGUCCCAUCUUCUACAUGCGUAAGAAAGUCCAGAUGGAUCUAUCUACACAAGACAAAGCUUUGCAGCGAUUUGGCAACCCUACCUGGUGAUCACCAAUGGCCUUUCUUUGUUUGUAUUUUAAAGUUGUUUUUAUGAUAAAUUAUAAGUUUUUAGUAAAUAG